GGAGCCGUGCGGGGCUCCUGCGGCGGCGGCGCCCGCGGGCCCGGCCCCACCUGCUCGCCGCGCUGGGAUGCGGCGCUGCCCGCGGGGCAUCCGCGGGGCUCGGAGGCGGCUCUGGCUUUCACGGCGUGUGCUUGGUAUAGAUUCAAGGCCGUUAGGUGCCUGAUCGAUAAUCGCUUUUUAAGUAAUCAUUCAAUCUAUUUUUUUUUUUUUUUAGUGCAGUAUGUUUCAAGAUAAAUAGCUUUCUUUCCUUCUGCAAAGGUGCAGACCUAAAGAGCAAUCAACCUUUCUAUUAGAUCGAGGUAUUUAGGAAAAGAGCGUUUACUGGGUGGCAUUCAUACCAUUCCCCAUCCCAUUAAAAUGUCUAGUUGUUGCUCACCUUGGGCAAAGGACAGCAGUUCAAUAGAAGCAUACUGGAUACAAAAACCUCUUCCAAUUCAGGAUGGUACAGCUCGCACAAGUAUUGCGUGAGGUGCCUCAUGACUAUUUUAGGUUUAUUCGGCUCAUUUCAGUGCCAUGAGCUAGCAGUGAUGUGGGUGAACUUACAUGCCAAACUAUUCUGUACCUUAGCAUCUUAUGCUUGAGUGGAGAACAUGAGCUUGGGUUCUGUAAGAAAGAAAAAAACUUUGGUGUCAGUAAAGGAUUGUAGUUACAUCUAUACUUUCUGUCUCUCCACUACCUUAUUGUAAGGAUUUAAAACACAGCGUGGUUUCUCGUGCAGCACGUUUCUUACUGCAUUUCUGUUUCUGAUCACAAUUCUCUAGGAAAAAGUUCAUUUAAACUAGGAAAAUGCUCAGCAUUUUCUGCUCAGCGGAAAAACUUUAUUAUUUCACGUUGUACUAGUAUUGUUAGCACUCUUACUGUAGUUGAGUAAGUAUAAAGGGAGAUUUUCCCUGGCUGAAGCGACCCAAAAGGCUCUUGCUGCUGGCAGCUGCAUGUGUGGCAGGCUGUGCUGCUGACAACUGUGUUCAUUGAGGUCAGGGGACAGACUCCUGUGACUUCCUUGGGGGCUGACGUUGAGAAACCAAACCUAAGUUUGGAUGCUACUUGGAUAUGGUAGUGCAUUGUCACUGAAUUAUUCAGCUAAACAUGUAUGUAUUUUUAAAUUUCCUGUGUAGUUAUACUUGAUUUUACAAAGGCUUAAUAUUAAUUGCAAAACAAAUACUCGCCCUGUGCAGAAAACAGCACAGUCAGAUCCACAGUUCUCAAAAAACAGAGAUGCUUUUCUUCUGGGAUGUGAAUGGGUUCUUCUAAAAUAAGAAUGCAAAGUAAUGUAGGGGAACACUAAAUUGCUGUGUUAUGGUCCAAUUUAAUUCUUGUCACCUUUUCAUACUACAUUUGCUUUUAGAAUAAAAGCAAAAAUGUUCUCAAAGCAACUGUGAAAACAGGUGGACAUUAAUGAGAGUCUUUCAGGCUGAAACCAACAGGAUCACAUAUCAACAUGUGAAACCUGCAGCAUGCCAACAGAAAAAUUGUAACGAGGGCCCUGAUAAGUUGUGCCUGGAGAGAUAAAAAACUGCCACGCUCCAUGCUGCCUUCCAGGGCGAGAUGCCCCGACAGUUUCCCAAGCUGAACAUUUCCGAGGUGGAUGAGCACGUGCGGCUCCUGGCAGAGAAGGUGUUUGCCAAAGUCCUGCGAGAAGAAGACAGCAAGGAUGCCUUGUCACUCUUCACCGUGCCUGAAGACUGCCCUAUUGGGCAGAAGGAGGCCAAGGAGAGGGAGCUGCAGAAGGAGCUGGCAGAACAGCAGUCUGUGGAAACAGCUAAAAGGAAGAAAAGUUUCAAGAUGAUUAGAUCCCAGUCUUUGUCAUUACAAAUUCCACCUCAGGAAUGGAAAGCACCACCGGCCAAUCCUGUCCUGUCUCCUGCAACACCAGUUCUUCCAAGUGCUUUUGUGCCAGUCCAAGUGCCAUAUGAUGUACCAGAAUUCCAGAGAGUUUCAAUUAGUGGGGACUACUGUGCAGGGGUUACAGUUGAUGACUAUGAACAAGCUGCCAAGAGCCUGGUGAAAGCUCUCCUCAUCCGAGAGAAGUACUCACGUCUUGCCUACCAUCGCUUCCCAAGAACAACAUCUCAGUACCUGUGCAGCAUGCGGGAUCAAAAAUGGAAGGUUGAAGAUGAGGUGUACCCAGAUUUCCAUUCACCCCCAGAAGAAAAUGAAGAUCCUUAUAAUCUGGAUGAUGCUCCAGACAAUCUGGAUUAUGUUAUCAAGCUGAAAGGUGGCAUUCCCUUUGUUUAUGAUAGCAAAGAGAUGAUGGAGCUCAAUGAGCCUCGGAGUUUGCCAUAUCCAGACCUGCAGACCUACACCCUGGACCUGAGCCAUGUUCUUGCUCUAAUUGCAGAUGGCCCAACAAAAACAUAUUGUCAUCGGAGGCUUAACUUUUUAGAAUCUAAAUUUAGCUUACACGAGAUGUUAAAUGAGAUGUCAGAGUUUAAAGAACUGAAGAGUAAUCCCCAUCGAGACUUUUAUAAUGUGAGAAAGGUUGACACUCAUAUCCAUGCUGCUGCCUGCAUGAACCAGAAGCACUUAUUGAGGUUUAUUAAGCACACCUACCAAACAGAGCCCGACAGGAUUGUUGCAGAGAAAAAAGGCAAGAAGAUGACUUUAAAGCAAGUCUUCGAAAGCCUUCACAUGGACCCCUAUGACCUCACUGUAGACUCUUUAGAUGUCCAUGCAGGACGUCAAACAUUCCAUCGAUUUGACAAAUUCAAUUCCAAGUACAAUCCAGUUGGUGCCAGUGAGCUGAGGGACUUGUAUUUGAAGACUGAGAACUAUAUUGGUGGUGAAUAUUUUGCUCGAAUGGUCAAGGAAGUAGCCCGUGAACUAGAAGAAAGUAAGUACCAGUACACAGAACCCCGCUUAUCCAUUUAUGGACGGUCUCCAGAUGAAUGGCUGAACUUGGCAAAAUGGUUCAUUAAGCAUAAAGUUUAUUCCCCUAAUAUGCGCUGGAUAAUUCAGGUUCCCAGAAUCUAUGACAUAUUUAGAUCUAAAAAUAUUCUGCCUAGUUUUGGGAAGAUGUUGGAGAACAUCUUUGUACCUUUGUUUGAAGCAACAAUCAAUCCCAAAGACCACAAAGAAUUGCACCUAUUCCUCAAAUAUGUGACUGGCUUUGACAGUGUUGAUGAUGAAUCCAAACACAGUGGCCAUAUGUUCUCUGACAAGAGCCUUAACCCUGACCUCUGGACCAGUGAGAAGAAUCCCCCAUAUAGCUAUUAUUUGUAUUAUAUGUAUGUCAACAUCAUGUUGCUAAAUAACCUUAGGAGGGAAAGAGGCAUGUGCACCUUCCUGUUUCGACCUCACUGUGGAGAAGCUGGGUCUAUCACACACCUUGUUUCUGCCUUUCUGACAGCAGACAACAUCUCUCAUGGAUUGCUCCUGAAGAAGAGUCCUGUCCUCCAGUAUCUGUAUUACCUUGCACAAAUACCCAUUGCAAUGUCCCCACUUAGUAACAACAGCCUAUUCCUGGAGUACUCCAAAAAUCCGCUACGGGAAUUUCUCCACAAGGGUCUGCACGUCUCCCUCUCCACAGAUGAUCCUAUGCAGUUUCAUUACACAAAGGAAGCUCUCAUGGAAGAAUAUGCUAUUGCAGCUCAGGUGUGGAAACUAAGCACGUGUGACUUGUGUGAAAUAGCAAGAAACAGCGUUCUACAGAGUGGACUGUCAGAUAAGGAAAAGCAGAAAUUCUUAGGGGUGAAUUAUUGCAAGGAAGGGCCUGAGGGAAAUGACAUUCGAAAGACAAAUGUUGCCCAGAUCCGGAUGGCCUUCAGGUACGAGACUCUGUGCAAUGAACUCAGCUUCCUGGCUGAUGCCAUGAGAACAGAAGAUAUUUCUACUCUGUCCAAGUAGUUACAAGCUCAGAGAAACCAGAAUAUGUUCCUCUUAAGCAGGAUAAGAUGCUAAUUAACCUCAAAUCACCUGUCUUUGAUGCUACAGAGACAUAACUGAACAGUACCGAGACAAAGGGAGUAUCUGUGGCAGGUAAACAGCGUUUCCCAUCACCUGUUACUGCGUUAUUCUCGUUGCAGAUUUUGGUUUCUACAAACAUUAGGCUUUUUAAGAUUGCUGUAAAUAUUAAAUGCAAACUCAGAAUCAUGUACUAUUUGUUUCAUACUGUCUUAACUGUGCCCUGCUGUGUAGCCUGGGAAACCAGAGAGAAUAUCUGUAGUGCAGCUGCGCUGUGCACCUGAGGAUCCUGCAGAUGCUGACAGCACGCACCCACCUGGAUUGGUCCUGCAAGUCUCAACACCAGUCAUGGCUUUUGACACUUUUAAGUUUAACCCUUUAUUCAUUAACAGUUUUUAUGGGGUGCAGAAUUUUGAGGCUACUCUUUCAUUCCGGAAGGUGUUAUGACAGUUUUUAACUCAAUGUUUCAGCAAUUACAUUGGAAAACAAGAAAAACCAACAUCGGAUAAUCUUGUUCAAUGACUAAUUAAUUCCUGUUGUUAUGUAGGAUGUCAGUGAAGAACAGCAGAUGAAUGCUUUUUAAUCUAGCAAAUGGAAAACUGGAGUCAAAAUCACUAUUAUACAUUGUAAUGAGUCUAAUUACAUCAAGAAAAUUUUGCCUUGAAAGAUUGAGAACACUUUUUUUAUUGCUUUGUAAUGGGAAUACGUGGAUAUGCCCGUUCAAAUUAUUUAGAAAUUUAUGCAGAUAAUUCUGGUUGCAUAUAAAGAGAAAUUUUUUACUUGAAAAAGGGAAGUGUUCUUAUGAAUCAGUGGUAGAAAUGCCAGACCUGGUUCUGGUCCUACUUCUGACAUAUUUUUACACAUUUGUUUUAGUCUGUAUUUUAGUCAACUACAGCUGAAUGGGAAGUCAAGCUGUCUAUUUAUACAGAAACCAGCCCACUUGAAAUCUGUCAUUUCAAAUCAUGGCAUGUUAUGUUAAAGUAUUUAUUUAUGAGGAAGUGGUUAGUAAAAUACAGCUACUGGAGUAUUUAUAAUUUUCAAUCUUUCUGUUUCAUCAUCUUUAUGACACAGUACUUCAGAAAGGAUUAAAGGUGAUAACAUUAUAGCAGCUAUGUAUUGUAGAAGCUGCACACAGUUUCACACCAAAAAUGACUCAAGGCUGGAGCAGCAGUGGGUGUGGAUGCCUGUGAGUCCAGCAGAGCAACUCCGUUCAAAGGCCUGCAGUCCCUGAGGCAGGAUCUGAGCCCAGGGUUAGACCCCUGGCUGUCUGAUAUCCUGCACAGGGACACUGGGUUUCUUCAAACAGGCAUUCAGCAUUCAUGCAUAAAAAAGCCAGAAACUGAUACUGGCCCAUCAAGGUUCACCUGACUUUGAACCCUGCAUGUUGUGCUCAGUCAGAUGUCUUGUGCCACUUGUAUUUCCUGUGCCAGGCCCUUCUCCUGUGCAAGGAAAUGGCACUGAAGUAGGGGAAGGAGGAAUUCCUUAUCACCUCCUAUAGCUGUGCAGCCAUGCAAGAACCUCCCAAGAGAGAUAAACCUAAAGAUGUCAGGAAGCAGCCUGGAAUUAAGGUUGCUCUGAGGGAGUCCAAGGCACAAGAGGGAGAGCUCUGGCCAUCCACUUACCAUCACAGUUAGCCAGUGUCAUGCAGAGGGCGCUGCAGUGAUUGCAAAACCAGGGCUGCAGACAGGUGGUGGGAAUUUGACUUCAGCUCUUCAGUGCCCCAGCCUAAUGUCUGCAAUGUGCCAGAUUUUGUAUUCCUUGUACCCCUAAAAAUCAUGUGAAACCACAUUAUGCUGUCCAGCUGUAUGAGAGUAAAAUAUUCCCAAGUUCUCAGUCAGCAGCCCCUGUCGGCCUCAGUGUUAGGAACUUCAGCAGUUCAUAGAAUACAGUCUCAGAAUUGAUGUCAUUUGCUUAGGAUGAAGUCUGAGAAAGUGGUUUCAGCUGUUCAGCUGCAUCAAAUGCAAAUGUCUUGUUUUCAUCAGUACAACUUUCUAAUAAACUGUUAUCAACAUAACAUUAUUUGGGAAAAACAUCUGCAUCCAGGCUAAAUAAGCAACAUGCUUGGUAUGAAGAAUUUCAAUUUGAAGUAUUUCCAUCUGAUAAACAUUGCUUUACUUAGGUAGUUUCACCUAUUAGUGCUGCUUUUGUUGUCACUUACAUGUUUUUUUUAGUUUCCUUAAAAUUACACCAAAUUUGUGUAUAUAUUUAGUACCUUUUCAGCUUUCCUUACCUCAGGUUCUAAUAGGUCUGUAGCUGUAAUUGGAAAAAAGAAAACAACUGGAUUUGCAUAUUCAGUGAAUGGACAAUAACUGUGAUUCUGACAAUAACCACAGUAACACAUAAGUGGUCAUGACCACAAGUUCUGCUUUCUGUGCUUUCUUGUGUGCUGCUUUUAAGGGGAAAUUGGGCUUCUAGCAUUAUAAUUGGGGAAAUAUAAACAGACAUCCUUUCAAGCUUCCACUACUACGUUUCUCCUGGCCAUCCUUUAAUUGGGAAAAUGUUACUGAUCGCCAAGUUCAGUUCUUAAGCUUUGCCUUGUUUUGUUUUUUUAAACUUGCACUUUUGUGCUAAUGUGAGGCUGUUCAGAGUAACCUUGAGGGCUCAGGCUGUGGCUGGAAUGAAAAGACAGAUCCAGCACAAGUCACUGCUGUACACACAGACACCAGUGCAGGACAGGAUGAUCCCCCGCAGCUGUGCUGAGAUCAAACCUGGUUAGAAUACAGCUGGUUUGACUCAGGGGCUGGAUGGAAGAACAUCACUGCAGGUGGCAACUGGGUAUGUACUGCUGCAGGAUGGAAGAACAUCCUACUUUCUCUUUGCUUCAUUAGGAGAGAGGCUCAAACAUUAUUCAAGGCUUCCUUAUAUCUGUUGGUUCAAAAGCAUUUUAUACUUCCAACCUGAAAUGGCUAAUUAUGGUUAUUUGAUGUUUACAACUUAUCCACUGAACAAUUCUUUCUUUUCUGUUACUUUAGCAAACUUAAAGCAUUUGCUCUGCUACUGGAGAAUACAUAUUUUUUUCACAGCCCACAGCCACCUUAUUGUCUCAUAUCAUUGUUCUUUAUAUGUGGCUAAAAAUUUCUGUUCUCUUUGCCUAGUUAAAAUCCAAGUCUGAAAAGUUGUCUGUAAACCUGCUUUUUCUUUCUGUGCCUGGGUUACAUGAUGUUUAUCUUUUGCCUUUUGUGGAAGCAUUAAACAUUACACUAAUGAAUGAAUUGUAAAAGGAUAUGGUUAUGGAUUUUGUGUGUGUAUCUCUCAGAAAAAAUGUACCUCCUCCCAAUCUCCACAUUUAAGGAGAACUAAAACCAUGUGCAACUGAACUGACUAAACCUAAAUAAAGCUUGAAAACUGAAAAAAACCCACCAAAAUCCAGUGGAGAUAGAGAAGAUAGUGAGCACUAUUUAGGAGAAGGGCUAAAGCCUUAUCUGGCUUAAAACAAUUCAGUAUUAAUGCAAACCAACCAUUCAGACCUGGCAUAAAGUUCUGAAGUGAAAUUGCAUCGCUGCCCCCGCCGUCUCUUAGUGCCCACCCUACUUCCCUGCUCAUCCAAGCUGGGCACCAGGGCAGAGCAUGCAGCAGAUCCUGCUGAUCCUGGAGCCUCAUGUGGAUAUUGAGCUGAGAGUUAAGACACCCAGCUUGGGAGCAGGAAAGCAGCCUUGACCCUCAGGGCAGAGCAGUUCAAGGUGUACUGUGAUUUUGUGAGCACACACAACAGAUUUAUCUGACAAAACCCAACUAAGAAGACAGUAAGUGACAGAUUUAAAUAAAUAGUAUCAACACAGAUAUCCUGCUACAGUCACCAUGAGUUUUGAGGAAAAGCAUAACACAGAACACUUCAGUAAGAAGUGUUAAGAUUUUUAGAUGAAGAUUAAAACAUCAUCCCUUUCAGUACACAAACUUUGUUUCUGUACACGAGCAGCACUGGUGAAGCACAGGAGUACAGGUUCAUCUGUAACUGAGAAAUGUGCAUUUCUCCCCCACACCUCUCAAAGCACUGAACACCACUGUUAAACAGCACAGUCUGUAUAACACUGAGACACCAACACCAGUGCUUCAUUAGUCAUUCACCAUGACUGACAGGUCUCACAUAUGAAGUUUUUGAAGGUCUGUUAAAAUGGGUCAGAACCACAUCAGCACGGAAGCACAGAUUGUUGUAUCAAACUCCUACCUUCUUACACUUAAAAAUUUCAGAGGUGCAGGUUUCCAAAUACUUUAAUCUUACUUUGUGAAAACACCUACCAUUUUUAAAUAGCACUUUGAACUAAAGAAGAGUGCUCAUUUAAUCACCUAUUGGAUUGUAUUCUUUAUUCCAGCAGACACACAGUGCAAAGUUCUAUCCAAGUUCACAAAACUGAUAAUUCCUUCUAAUAUUAAACCUACAAAUCCCAUGCCCAGUGUUUACUAUUUGGAUUUUGAUGGCUUAGUGAGGUAAGUAAAGAUCUGCUAAUGAACAUCUUGGCAGCUCAGACACAGAAGCAGAAUGUGCUGUCCCAUCCCUCACAGAUGUAACAGUGGCCGGUGAUCACACACUGGUCACUGGAAAGCGCACAGCCCCAUCCAGGCUAAUUCCAGUGACACAUCCCAGCAGGAAAAGUUUUCAGUCCUUAAAGAAUAUUGCUAUAUGAUAAAUUCUGUGCCUUGGAAUCAAGCAUUGGAAGAACUGACAGUUAAUAAAAAUUCAGUUUUGAAAUGACUAAUGCUUAAGACACACUCAUAAAGCAAAAUUCUGUUCACCCACUUAAAACCUCUGGCAAGUUAUCUUCAGGGAUGAUUCAACAACAGAAGACCAAAGAAAAUACUUAAUUACUGUCAUAUUACUUCCAUUACAGAGAGUGUGUCAAUACAAAAUUAAAGCAUUGUGUAUAUGCAGUGUAAGGAUUAAGGCCAGCCAGGUUAACAUACAGCUCCCAGUUAUAUCAAACAUCCUUAGGGCUUCCUAAGGGGGCUGUUCUUCCAGGAUCUAGCUGGAUGAAAAGCACAAAGAACCACAGCCAGUAUGUUCUUUCCAAAAAUACAGCAUUUGGCACAUACAGCUCUACAGGGGUAGGAUUGAACAGCUCAGUUCAAACCUGUAACACAGAGAUCUCAGUGGUUGCCCUGGUUUCCAGAACUGGAAAGAGUAUGGAUUAGAAAACUUUUCUAAUUAUGUAUAGAAUUUUCUUUAAAGGAAAGAUAAGGAAGGUAAAUACACCAUUUCCCACAGAAAAAAAAAAAAAAAAAAAAAAAAAAAGAACCAUGCCCA
Molecule: messenger RNA, 9139 nt
Organism: Motacilla alba alba
Lineage: Eukaryota; Metazoa; Chordata; Aves; Passeriformes; Motacillidae
Gene: AMPD3
Product: adenosine monophosphate deaminase 3
Exons: 15
Coding region: 1546-3843 (765 amino acids)
Biological process (GO): AMP metabolic process; IMP salvage
Cellular component (GO): cytosol
Molecular function (GO): AMP deaminase activity
Source: RefSeq, a predicted model, not a curated record